Molecule: messenger RNA, 2801 nt
Organism: Diachasmimorpha longicaudata
Lineage: Eukaryota; Metazoa; Arthropoda; Insecta; Hymenoptera; Braconidae
Gene: RIOK2
Product: serine/threonine-protein kinase RIO2
Exons: 4
Coding region: 284-1735 (483 amino acids)
Biological process (GO): protein phosphorylation; maturation of SSU-rRNA
Cellular component (GO): cytosol; nucleus; preribosome, small subunit precursor
Molecular function (GO): protein serine/threonine kinase activity; ATP binding
Source: RefSeq, a predicted model, not a curated record
CGUUUGUAGUUCAAUAAUUUAUUUGUCUAAUUUUUGGUCAAUGGGAAAUGUAUCAGACAGAGAUCACUACUUACAGGUAGUCGACGUUACCGACGGUGGUGCCUGCCCUAACCUCGUUUUUGGGUGCACAAUUGCUCUCUGCAUCAUACUUUACCCGUGGUUAGUCGAGGCGACGUUCCCUCGUGGCGUCUAGGAGAACUUGUCACCAAUACCCUCCCCUGUAUCGUACCUUAUUCCCAUAUCUAUCAGUCACAUGUGACACACGUGAGAAUAAAACGAAAAAAUGGGAAAACUCAACGUUACGAUGUUACGUUACUUAACCAAAGAGGAUUUUCGAGUCCUGACAGCUAUCGAAAUGGGAAUGAAGAAUCACGAGCUGGUGCCAGGUUCCUUAAUUGCCCAAAUCGCUAAUUUACGUCAUGGGGGAGUACACAAGUUGCUGAAGGAGCUGAGCAAACACAGAUUAGUCAGUUAUGAGCGAGGAAAGCACUAUGAUGGAUAUCGUUUGACAAACGCUGGUUAUGACUAUCUCGCACUUAAGGUCCUGGUGGCGCGUGGGGUAGUCUCAUCAUUUGGAAAUCAAAUAGGUGUUGGAAAGGAAUCUAACAUUUAUGUUGUGGCGAAUGAAGAGGGCAAGCCAGUCUGUCUGAAAUUGCACAGACUGGGUAGGACGUGCUUCAGAAACAUCAAGGGGAAGAGGGACUAUCACAAGCACAGGAAAUCAAUGUCCUGGCUUUAUCUGUCGAGGAUAUCAGCGACUAGGGAAUUUGCUUACAUGAAGGCCCUCGAGGACAGGGGUUUCCCGGUGGCCAAAGCCAUUGACUUCAAUCGACACUGUGUUGUGAUGGAUCUGAUCGAGGGAGGACCUUUAUGUGGAGUUCAUGAGGUUGAUAAUGUUGAAGACCUCUACGAUCAACUGAUGGACCUGAUUGUGAGAUUUGGCAAUCAUGGAGUCAUCCAUGGAGACUUUAACGAGUUUAACAUCAUGAUCACCGACGAAGGAAAACCGAUAGUCAUAGAUUUCCCCCAGAUGAUUUCAACUGAGCACGUUAAUGCCGAGUAUUACUUCGAGAGAGAUGUCAAGUGUGUCAGGGAUUUCUUCAGACGUCGGUUUGGAUAUGAGAGUGAACUGUACCCAUCUUUCAAGGAUCUGGCUCGUGAAGACUGCGUAGACGUUGAGAUAAAGGCAAGUGGUCUGACAAGGCGGAUGGAGAAAGAUCUGCUGAUUGAAAUGGGGAUAGAAGAGGAGGAAGAAGCCUUUGAGGAUGCCCUGGACGACUCCACGGCUCUUCACGACGAAAAAGUAGAUAUUCUCCCGGACGAUUUCGAUGAGCAGCAGGAUGUACACUCACAGCACCAAACAGUAGCUUCAGACUCUUUCCAAAAUGAAAUCACGAUUGGAAUACAAAAUGAAAGAACAGAAGAGCCAAAUGAAAUUGAACUUGGGAGAGACGAUGAGCUGAAUGAUGUCGUUCCAGAAUUGGUAAAUCUCUCGAUGGCAGUGUGCAGGUCGGACUUUGACGAUGUGAGAAGUGUUAGGAGCGUCUCCACUGUGGCGACAAUACCACCCGACGUAAUAAAGGAGCGGGCGAGACUCGCUCUACAAAAGAGAAAUAAAAAAGCCCAGUCUAGGAAGGUUGUGGCUAAGGGAGAGGCCAGUGCGACCACUCGAAUUCGUCGUGAGAACAGGGACAAUAUUCAACAGUCAACGGGGGGCUUCUGGGGCGGUGAUUAGGGGUCAGAAUGUCUGUUAUUCUGUUCUGAAAUAAAUUUUUUCCACUUAAAUAUUAUUAUUUAGCUCAGUGGCUGUAUUUUGAAACAUUAAAAAAAGUCAAGUUGUAAUUUACAUACGUUUAGAGAGAUAGUUUAUUUUAAACGAAUAAUUCUUUGGUGAAGUGCUGAAAUGAGCUCAGAUAAUUUGUAUUUAGCGGUAUCUUUUUAUAAAUAAAUCGAAAUCCUGAGGAAAUCAUUUUAUCACUUCACUGCGGGAUUCUCUUAUUAUUGUUAAAAAUGAGGGAAUCAAUAAAAUCAUUGAUUAAGGAUGAUAUUAACUAAUGAAAAGCUUAAAAACGAUGAAUUAAGGUAAUUAAUUCAUUAUUUAAUUAACACUUUUCUUAGCUGUUCAAAUAUUUUUUCUUUUUCGAAUAUUUUAAAGCACAAUCAUAUUGAAAUUUAUGUAUCUGCAGUGAUACUUUACUAAAUUUGAAUAAUUUUUUAAUUACUCUAAAUAAAGAACGAAAAAGGAAAAAAUCGCAUUUUCCAAUUAUCAAUUUAGAAAAUUAAUAUUAAAUAAAAUGACCAACUCAUAAUUCAAUCACAGCUUUUCUUCACCAUCCAAAUUAUCUUCGUUUCAAAAAAAUUUUUAAAUAUUAUGCUCUCUGAAAAAUUAUAAUUCUAAUCAAUUAAUAUCUUCCAAAAGCGAUUAUCAGAGGAGACUUUAAUUAAUAAUUUUUAGCGGUAAUUUUGUUUUACGUUUGAGUAAUUGUUAAAUGAACAAUAAACUAACUAUCAUUUCUAUAAAUUUUUGUUAUCGUCUUCAUAAAAAAAAAUUACAUGAUUGUGGAACUGAUGUUGGCAAUCAUUAAUUUUUAAUUCCACAUGUUACUCAACAGCGAUAACGGUAGUAUUUGCGCGACCUGUUUCGUGGAGAACACGAGCACCAGUCGGUGUUCAUUCUCUCACUGAACAUCGAACAAUCACAAGUGUUUCCAAUUUUCUGAUUUCGUUGCCAAGAAAUAUUGUGAUUAUGGCAGGCAAUAAUUUAACAGCUGUGCUCUAUGGCAUCAACGACAUCAGACUGG